This is a messenger RNA of Bombus pyrosoma, 3223 nucleotides long. Its product is annotated as protein ATP6V1FNB-like. Bases 2637 to 3206 code for a protein of 189 amino acids. Lineage: Eukaryota; Metazoa; Arthropoda; Insecta; Hymenoptera; Apidae. The record is from RefSeq and is a predicted model, not a curated record. The transcript has 3 exons.
UGAAUCUUUUAUCGACAUCACAUUGAGAAACUAUUGGAUGGUGAAUAAAGUAUCCGUUUUUUCGUAUUUGGAGAGUUUAUCAAUAAUAUUUCGUUAAUUCAUCUGUUGCUGCGGUAUUAUUACAUAUGUAUAAUAAUUCAUAACGAAUGAGUACAUGUACAAUUAAAAAUUCAUUUUGAGCCAAGUGCAGGACGCAGGCCCAACGGAAUAAGAUAAAUGUAUCAGAAAAUUUCUUACGUUACUUCUUAGUGUAUGACUGUUUUAAAUAAUAUAUAUCAACUACAUUAUGAUGACUCCAUUUUUUAAUAUGUCAAAAUAAAGAACAAGUAAGAAUUCACACGUUACUAAGCAAUUAAAACAUUAUCAAUUAAUAGCAAAUAUAAAACAAUGAAUUAUGUAUAAAAGAAUAUUUCGUUUUUCUUGAUACUAUAAAAUCGAAAUUUUUACUGUAUAUUACGUUCUAUUGAACUAAAUAACUAGCAAUGUAUUAGUAUAAAAAAACUAAUGGAAUGAAAUUAUUAAUUAGCAAUAUUAUUUGAAUGAUAAAAUAUUGAUGCUAGUAUAGAUGACUGCUGUCUGGUGUGCAGAGAUAAUUAAACAUGCUAUCAUCUAUCCUACUGUUCAUAUGGAGUAGCAAAAAGUUUAUUAUGUAAAUUAGAAAAUUGAAUUUAUUUUAUAAAUAUAAAAUGUAACAGUUUUGUCGAUAAAUUAUCUGUAAACUAUAUUCAAUUUAUUUAUGAAAUGAUUUAUAUAUUUUUGUUAUGAAGUAAUUUGCAUUAUAGCUUAUUCGUGUGAAUGAAUUCUGGCGAUCGUAAAGUACGUGAUGUGUAAAAAAACUUGUAAUGUUACAAUAAUGAUCUAUUAAAGUGAGUCAUACGUAAUUUUUAAUCAAAAGAAUAUACAUGUAUUUUGCAUAGAAAAAAAUUGUUGAAAAUAUUUCACUUAAAUACAGUAAAGUUAUAUUGAUUGGUACGAACAUUUUUAGAUAUAUUAAAUUUGAGAAGUAUGCUCCACUUGAAUAGUGGAUUAGAUUAUAUAGCAUAUUUAAUAUUGUACUAUAUAUUUAAGUUACAAGAAAACAGUGGGAUGCAUGGAAAAGUGAUUAGCAAGAAAUGUGUGUAGCAUAAUCAAGUGGGUAUAUUUGAAAUAUGACUUAAAAAUUUUUAAUCAGGAACCACAUAUGCUUUGAAAGAAAAGAUACGAAAUUUUACUAUUUGAUAUUUACAUGAAAUGAUAAUGCAGGUUCUAAGUUUAGAUAAAAUGUAAGUUCAUAAAAACUUAUCAAUUACGGAAUGAAACGUUAGGUAAGUGUUGCGUAAAGGUACAGAAGAACUUAGAUUAUUUUGUAGAACAGUGUAGAUAAGUUAAUAUUACACGCGUAUGUACAGUAUAAAGAAACAAGUUAGGAAGAAAGAAAACGGCAACGUUAUUGUGCGAUAAGUACAAUUCGCCUUGAUUAUACAAGUACAAAUUAAGAAUUGCUCCUUAGUCAGUUUGUAAUAUAAACAACAGUGCAUCUAAACGUUAUAAUAUAACAUAAUAUUGCUUCCUAUGGCUGUGAUUACUGGGUCAUUUGAUGUUGACUUUAAGAGGGAGUAAUAUCAUAUGAAAACUCAUACUUCACGCCAUAUUUAUUUAUUCUUGUUCAUCGUUACCGAUAUAUCAUUAUUUGACGUCAUAAAAUGUCACUGAUUCUUAUGUACGCAAAUAUAUAUAUUUUUUAUGAUAGAAUUUUUUUUCAAAUGAAAGAAGAAGGUAUUUAAAUUAUUUUUAUGGUGCGAAGAUAUGAUUUUUGACAAGAAAAAAAUUUACAAUACAAUUUAGUAGGUACAUUAAUCUAUUCGCGUAAACAUAUUAUACAUAUACACGUUGUAUAUAUAAAAUAUUAAUGUACCGAAUGAAUAAGCAUUUUACAUUAUUUAUUAUUAUUAGUAUGUGUUCAUGUGAUAUCCGGUGUUUAAUGAAUUUGUACGUACAUAUAUCUUGUGUUUACAGUAAUCUUCAAUCUCCGAAAUUUAAUUAUCGCGCAAAAUUAAUUGUAUAUUCUUUUUAAUCGUUUAAAUAAAUAUUCACGUUGUAAAGAGUAAAAAUUACUAUUAGCCGCUCAAUUUUUACUAUUAUCUUCAAAAUUAAAUUUUACAUAUAUUUGCGGUGAUCACGAUGAUCAAUCGAUUUUCAUAGACUAUUUACUUGAAAAAUUAAUGAGCAAGUUACUCAUACAUUUUUUUUAAAUUAAUAUUCGUAAUAUACAUAUGACAUUAUUUAUCUGUUAAAUUUACUAAUUUUUUUAUCACUUUAUAUGUAAAAUAAUGCUCCCACUGAUAUUAUUGCAUAAGUUAAUAAUGUUAGCGCACUAAAAGGUAAUUGAAUGACAUGCAGUAAAAUGUAUUACAUGUAAUAAUGAUGUAAAUAAAAUGAUUCUGUAAGAUAUAAAAACAAGUCAUGGAAAUAUUUUUCUUGCCUAUUGCAUUAAUGAGAGAAACAUCAGAAUAUCGAGAUGGUAUGUAAUCUUAUUUCAGAGUUAGGCUAUGUUGAAAAUUCUUUAUAAAUUUAGUUUUUUCUUAAAUCAAUGGGCGUAUAUUCAAAUUUUAGUCACUUUUUUGCAUAAACUACUAAGCAUAUAACAAAAUUAAAAUAUGUCAACCAGAGGAGGAAUCUGUGAUGCUCGUUGCCAAGCAUUUCACACUGCAAUGAUACAAAAAGAAAAAAACACACGUAUUAGAUGGUUUUUGAAGAAUCAACACAAAUUAUUAGAUCAUUUGAGAAAAACGGAGGAAAUUAAACUUCCGUCGAAACAUGAACCAGAAAAACAUCCAGUCGUGGAUAUUAUACAUUUAAAACCCUUACCAAAUUGGAGACCUCUCGAACCUGAUGGUUCUAUCAAUAUGAACAUAAUGAAACCCAUUGAUCCGCAAGUAAGAACUAUUCUGUAUGAAGACGCCCCGAGUUUUGUUAACGCUGAAAAUUAUAUUUCUGAAAGAGUAAAAGACAUUCCUGAAAAUCGCUAUUACUAUCCGGAUUGCACAAGUUGGAUAUACGGAUGGCGCUUAACAGAUUAUCCGCCUAUUCCACGAAGUAAAGUUGGACAAACAAAUGUUAUGAUUCGUGAAUUUUAUCAUUCAAAAAUAUCGAGCCUUCACAGAGAUCCAGAAUGGUAUCGCUCUUCGAGAAGAAUAACAUUUAUAUGUGAUGAUAAAAUGAAUUAGUUUCCUAUUAGACGGAA